Messenger RNA from Protopolystoma xenopodis, 471 nucleotides. The record is from the annotation of a GenBank genome assembly. Lineage: Eukaryota; Metazoa; Platyhelminthes; Monogenea; Polystomatidea; Polystomatidae.
GAGGCAGAAUUGUUAGAAACCUUUUUGCAGCAAGCUCAAUCUGAGCUGGAAAAUACCUCUCACUCAGAUCUUAUUUCACGGUCUCCAGAAUUGCUUUCAAUGCUUAAUGAGGUACUUCACAAACCAAUGACAUCCUUUGAAUCUGCGCCGAUUCGAGCUGAGUUUGCCAGUGACUAUGAUCGUAUAGUUUAUGAGGUGAACUCCCUCCUACCCCGCGUAUCUGUAGCUCGGAUCGCCCUCGAAAUUGUUCCCUCAUACGACUCUUCUGAGUUUGUACUUCAACGCUACUCACAGUUGCAACAACGAGCGGAUCCUGUCUACAGUGAUCCACUUCAUGUCGCUGGCUUGAGCUGGCGCCUGAAGGUCUAUCCAGAUGGAAAUGGUGUGGUUCGUGGCAGCUACCUCUCUGUUUUCUUAGAGCUUUCAGCUGGCUUGUUAGAAACGUCAAAUUUCUUUAUACUGUUACUAUAG